AAGCGACACUAGCAAGUAACGCCUACUGAAACAGAAGAACUCCUAAAUCUUUGAUACGGUACACUUGGAAAUCCAACCUUCAAUUUUGUUUUCUAGUGCAGAAAUGCUAAGAAGUAGAAGUCGACUAGGACAACAAUGGAAUUCAAUGCAACAUUAUCGGUUUCCUGUUGUUUUCACAUGUCUGAUUAUAAUCCUUUUGGUAUACACUUUCACUGUAAGUAAAGAUGAACAAGAACCAACGUCAUUGAAUCAUAAAGGGAUCGGUUUACAGUCUUUAGUUCAAUUGAAUCCUACGGUAGAGUUCAGGAAUGGGACCAAUGUGAUAUCCCAAAUACCCUAUUCUCCCAAAGCUGUUCUGUUCCUAGCUCAUGGGUGCAAUGGUAAAGCAGCGAAUUUUUGGGACAAGUCCCCGGGUUGUCCCAAUUGUGUUGGUCUCCCUGAAGAAAGGCUUAUUGUUCUUCAUGCUCUUGCGCGAAAAUUUGCUGUGCUUGCAGUAUCUAGUGUUGGAAGGUGCUGGACAUUGGGGGAGGAGAAAAUAAUUGUUAAAGGGAUUAUUGAAUGCUGGGUUGAGAAAAACAACUUAGGAGAGGUUCCUCUUGUGGCUUUGGGAGCCUCUUCUGGUGGUUACUUUGUUUCUGUUCUUGCUAACGAUGUUAAGUUUAGUAGUAUAGUUGUUAUGAUUGCAGAAGGUGUGUUUGAACGAAUGGAUAUUCCGAAAAACUAUCCUCCUACCCUUUUCGUGCACAUGCCAAAAGAUAGAAGAAGGAUGCGGCUGAUUGGUGAGAAUAUGGAAGCUCUAAGACAGAAAGGUGUUGAUGUUGCAGAGGUAAAAUGUAUGGAGUUUCCAUUGACUCCAUACCUUUUGUCCGACAGAAUUCCUGGUAUCGAUGAUGCCAUUUCUUUUGAACUGGUUGAGUUGUUUCAUAAAGAGGGUUUUGUUGAUGAGAAUGGAUUUAUGAGAAAGGAUGGGCGUGCAACUCGUUGGAAAGAAGCUCUCAAAGAAAGGAAAAAUGUUUCAUUGGAUAAGAAUAAAUUGGAUCACAUUCAAGAGGAGCUUAAUCUUGCUUUUGCUUACCAUGAGAUGACUAGCUUGCAGAAUGAGCAAAUCUUCAAUUGGUUCGAAUCUCAUAUGAAAUGAUCAGGAUUGUAAUGCUUGAAUUAUAGGUGCACUUUUCAAAUGAUACGAGUAGUUUAAAAAUAGAUAUCAUACUUGAUGAACAAAAAACUUCUAACUCGAACAGUUGACCAAUUGGAUGGCAAAGAGGAUCCCUGGCGCUUGGCUUAAGCAGAACGGGCGGAUACAGAUUUCAUAGGUUGAAUUUGAUGCAAUUUACAAAGUUUCAUGCCAGUGCACCACAAUGUAGCAUAUGUUAUCAAUCCAAGAAUGUACCUGAUGUUAUUGGAAUGCAAAGGGAAUAAGGAACUGGUUGUGUUACUCUAUUCCGAAAAGGUUUGGUGUUUCAAAUUUACCUACGGCCGCAUAAGAAUAUGCGUCGCUCCAUCCUUCAGAGUUCAAGGUAUAGUUCUUUCUUUUGUUCUUCUUUUUCUUGCAUUUUUCAUUUUAGUCAGUGUCCAUUUAUCACUUGUGUUAAUUGACUCAAUUUUUAAUAUCUGUAUCUCUAUUACUCCCUCCGUUACUUUUUAAUAGGCCAGUUUCUAUAAAUAAAUAUUUCAAAAAAAUAGACCAGUUCCCUAAUUGGGAAAGUCAAAUGUUACUUUAA
Molecule: messenger RNA, 1721 nt
Organism: Papaver somniferum (opium poppy)
Lineage: Eukaryota; Viridiplantae; Streptophyta; Magnoliopsida; Ranunculales; Papaveraceae
Exons: 2
Coding region: 104-1138 (344 amino acids)
Source: RefSeq, a predicted model, not a curated record